Messenger RNA from Amaranthus tricolor (Joseph's coat), 1017 nucleotides. RefSeq names its product biogenesis of lysosome-related organelles complex 1 subunit 2. The record is from RefSeq and is a predicted model, not a curated record. Bases 254 to 637 code for a protein of 127 amino acids. The transcript is spliced from 2 exons. Lineage: Eukaryota; Viridiplantae; Streptophyta; Magnoliopsida; Caryophyllales; Amaranthaceae.
CAUCGUUGUGUGCAAAUCGAGCUCAUUCAAAUCAAGCUUUUAACUUAAUCUAAAAUCUAAAAUUUAGGGAUCGAAAAUUGAUCCAUACGAAAAUUUUUAAAGUCACAUUGUUAAGAGUUUUGACAAGCUCAUACAAUCUUAUUCUUAAAUUUUAAAUUUCGACUUGCCAUAACUUUCCAUCUACCACACACACUCCAGUCUCCUCCCAUUCUGUAUCAGAAAACUCCAAUCACAAAGCUCAAAUUCACAAAAAAUGUCGGAAAAAGAGGUCAGCAAUGAACAACAGCAACACCAUCAAUCUGACGAACUUGCCGAUGCUCUUGACGAUCUCUUCAAUGGAGUUUCCACCAUGAUCAAGUCUGAGCUUCAGGGCACAAACAACCUACUUGAACUUUUGGAGAAAAUGAAUCUCAGGGUGGCAGAAGAGUACAGUAGUUAUGGUGACGUUGCUUCUGGUUUGAGGGUAUUUGUGGAGCAGUUAAAGCGCAAGAGUGGUAGCUUUGAAGAGUACACUCAACAGAUUGAUGCUAUAGAUCAACAGGUGACAGAAUUCGAAGCUGUAAUUUCGAUGCUUGAUAAAUAUGUUUCUAUGUUGGAAAAGAAAGUGCAAUCUGCCUAUCAGAUUCCUCCGGCAUAAUUGUUGUACCAACAUUUUUGACAUCAGUUUGCCGGAUCUUGUAAAAAUGUUUGGAGUCAGAUGUUAUCACCAAAGUUUUCAAGUUUUGCUAUCAAAAUGGUAUUGUAGUAGUUUUAUGUUGGAUGAUGCUAUUCCACCUGCCUCAGUUUUGUUUUAGGAUACUCUAUAUGGGAAUGGAUCAUAUGGAAUUGAAUGUAUUGUAUGUAGUGUGAAUAAGAAUGCGAACGAUCCUGUAGUUCCCUCAACAUUGUAGUAUGGCUCUCCUCUUCUAGCUUUCUCAAUUCAUACAAUUUGCAAAACAACCAUAAAUGGGUAUAAAAGGUACUUCAAAUCAGUAACUAAAGAAGCACUUAGGCUACACGUUAUGCAUAUAUUAGUUG